AUGAAACCAAAAACGAUUGCCUUCGCGUCUUUGCUAGUGGUUACAAUUUCUUUAGUACAAGGACUUCCCAGGAGUCACAGAUUUAAGCCUGUUGUGAAUCUUAAUCCAGAAAAGGUGACGACAACACAGAAGCCUAUUGAAGUACGAAAAAGCACACUUUUCCCCAAGAACACCAAAAAGUAUGUGAUAACGGAUAAACCACUUCCUCGGGUGACUGCUCCAUCUUCGUAUAAAUAUUUUCUCGCAAAAAGACCUUUAAUGCUUAAAUUCGAGCCAACAUCAUCAUUUUUGAGAAACGGGCCCGCCGUACCCCAUCAAUCUCUGAUGAAAAAAGUAAACUUUGUAGUAUCGACUCCUUCUCCAUACGAAAAGAAUUCCAAGAAAUCCUAUUGGGACAAUCAGCGUCCUAUUCACAUCAGAAACAACAAAACUACCGAAGAUAACGUUGUCAACAAUACGAUGCCACGAAAACCUAACGAAAAUAAGGAUAAAAUUACUGCUCAACCACAGCUAAAUAUUAUGAACACAACCAUGAGUACCAAGGCACCUAAAAAUGAAACAAGGGAAAUAAUUUUGCUACCCAUUAAUGAACAAGAGUUAAAAUCUAAUCCGAACGCAAUUGCCGAUGAAGUAAGUGAUAUUAUAGCAUUCGUAAACAAACUGCAUGAAACAAAGGAAAAUAUUUCAAAAAUUGGAUCUACUACACAACAACCUAUUGAUAAAAGAACGUUGAUACAUCCUACGAUGCAACCAUCAACUAAAGUAACAGAGAGUUCUUUGGCUUAUCCUACCCAUGAACAUACAACAAUAAAAAACCAAGAUAAUGGUCGCAAGCAAACACCCAAUGAAGACGUAAUACAACCAAAUAGUUCUUCCACUACAGAAAAAACUGCAAAAACUUUAUCACCAGUACAGAAAGACACAAUAACAAAAAGUUAUUCCGUAAAAGGUAAUAAAGAUGAAACAAAUGAAACCGCGCCAGAAAUUGUGUUCAUACCAGUAAAUAUAAGUGAACUUAAAUCACACCCAGAUUUAAUAGCAGAAGAGGUUAAACAUGUCGUCAAUGAUAUUUCAAAACAUGCCUCACAAGUAACUCAAAGUACUACCGUUAGUACUACAGUUGCCAGUAUCAGUAGCUCUCCUACUACUUCUAUGGUAACAACUACUGCUUCAGAAAAGGCCACGCCAGUAACUAUGGGAUUGGAUGAACCGGAAAUCAUAAUUAUAGGUAAAGGUAAAAGUUUUCCUUCAAGUAAUAGCAGCAGUGAAGACCGCCAAAACCCUAAUGACGAUGUCGAAAACGUGAUUUACCUUCUUUCAAACAAAAAUUUAAAUAAAUCAAGUAAUAGUUUAACUACCAAACAGUUUUCGUAUCCUGCUGUGGACGCAAAGGACGUUCAACCAAAUAACUCAUUCAUUACCAAGGGCCUGACGACUACACCUUUAACACCGAUACAGAAAGAAACAAUAACUGAAAGUUAUUCCCUAAAAGGUAACAAAAAUGAAUCUUCAGCUCCGGAAAUCGUUUUUAUACCGGUGGAUUUAAGUGAUCUUAAAUCACAUCCUAAUUUAAUAGCAGAAGAAGUUAAAAAUACCGUCAACGAAAUUAAAAAACAUACUUCAACAGUGUCUGAAAGUAGUACUACUACAACGGUUGCUAUUACCAGCACUUCUACUAAUCCUUCGAUAACUACUACUCCUACGGUAACCACGCAAAUACCAAUGGGACCCGAAGAACCAGAAAUCGAAAUUACUGCUAAAGGUGAGCAUUCUCCAUCAAGUAACAAUAGUAAAUACAGCCAAAAUCCAGACGAUGAUGUUAAAAACAUAAUUUAUCACACGCCUGUUUUACAUGAUUCAAAUAACGAUGUAACAACUGAAACAUCUACAAAUGUUGCUAUUAGUUCCGCUAAUAACUCUUCGCCAGAAAUAUUGUUUAUACCGGUCAAUCUAGAUGAGCUGAAAUCACAUCCAAACUUGAUAGCAAAUGAGAUGAAGGAUAUUAUCGAUAACAUUAACAGGCAUCCGCCCAAAAUUGAUAUUACUACUACCACUAGUACAGUAACUAAUGAAGCAGCUACUGUUUUAACUACUAUUACCCCGGCUACUACUAGUACAACUACCACAACUUCUACUCCGGUGAUCGAAAACAGCGUAAAUAAUCAAAACCCAAAUACUGAGGUAACUACUGAACAAUCAGAAGCAACUCCCAAAGUCGAUAAACCCAUUACAUCUAGCUCGUCUCAUGAUAUGAUAUUUUUACCAGUUAAUUUAGCUGAUUUAAAGGCACACCCAAAUGCUAUAGAAGAUGAAAUCAAGGAUGUGGUAAAUCUAAUAAAUGAUAACCCCAAUAAUAAGAAGAAAAGUGAAACAACGGCAACCCCCUCACCAAAGAUUAAAGAGGUUGUUCCAAAUACAACGCCUCGAGAAUAUAAAAUAAUUACGAGCACUUCGGAACCCUUAAGUAAGCAUAUGUCAAAUCCUGAGAGUAUUGUUCCCGUUGGAAGUUCUGACAAACAAAUAUCACCAGAAAUUAUUUUUAUACCGGUGAAUUUGAAAGACUUUGAAUUACAUCCUAAUGAUGUAAAUGAUGAGAUUCAAGAUAUCGUGAAUAAUAUGGAUAAACCUAAAUCAAGCGAUGAGACAAACUUAACGGAUAAAAGUCUGACAACAAUGAAUAAAGAUCACACAACAGAAAGUUCAAGAAAUCUACUUCCAAUGCAACUAGAUGAUAAACCAAUGAAAAACGAAUCCAAGAAUAUGAUGGCAACUGAAAACUCGCUACCUACAAGUGAUAUGCUUACGGGAAGGUCUUCAACUCAAGCUGAUUUCCAGUCAUCGACAAUUUCUUUAGAUGACAUAACGACUGAAAAUGCUCACAGUAAAGAAAAUGUUACGGCCGAAAAACCCCCCGAAGUUGUCUUCAUUCCUGUAAAUUUGAAUGAUCUUGAAUCAAAUCCCGCAAUUGCAGAUGAAGUACGAGAUAUCGUUGAUUUUAUGAAUAAGCUUCACCCACAUGAUAACAAGGUCACAGCAUCACUAGAUCCUCAAAAAAAUACACCGCAAGAAAGUGAUUCACCAAAAUCAACGGGUAAAGUGACACAUAAUGUUUCAUCCAUGCCAACAACGCAAAUUUUGUCAACUACUUCUACGUCUGAAAGUUCUGUUAGAAAAUAUUCCCAAAACUUGGAAACAGACGCAACAACCGAAUCUCUCGUAAAAUCUUCAAGUGAUGCCAGUCUUACUCCGAGCAAGGAAGAUCACGUUACUACAGAGAGCUUACAGCGAGAAAUUGUCUUCAUACCAAUAAAACUUGAAGAACUUAAAUCAAAUCCUGAUUUAGUAGCGGAUGAAGUAAAAGAUAUUGUUAAUUAUAUGAAUGAAAAAGACAAAACUAACAAUAACACGACUGAACAAUAUACAACUGAGAAGGACAUAUCAUCAAUCAAAACUACAUCUGAGAUACCCGCUGACACCACAACAUUAAAAACUUCUACAAUUACUGAAACUACUGACAAUAUCGUGACACCAAAGUAUAUAAUUAUCGAACCAAUAGAAGUAACUGCCCUGAAAGAUGAAGAUGAAAAUGACAUAUAUGUGGGAAACAUCUUACGCAGACCAAAAGUUACCAACAAGCAAAACGACAAUGAAAAAAAUAAAGGUGCGAAUAAAAGCGGAAGAUCAAACUCAAUAAGCGAUGAUAUUUCAGAUGUUAUUUAUGUUAUUAAGAAAAACAAGAAUAACACGUAA
Pieris macdunnoughi is the source of this 3750-nucleotide messenger RNA. NCBI's taxonomy places the organism in Eukaryota, Metazoa, Arthropoda, Insecta, Lepidoptera, Pieridae. The record is from the annotation of a GenBank genome assembly.